ACCAGUUUUGCAUUGGAGGCUCAGCCACCAAUGUAUGUUUACGUUCGUAAAUAAAGAUAUAUAAAUUAAAAUUAUACAAGAAGGCUAGUUGGCCUUGAUUCAAUAAUACUCGUAAACUAAUUAAUUUUUUUCACAAGUUCGAUUUACGAAGCAGAUUAUCAUUCUCAACAUUAUUGAACGGACAUUGCGUUAAGUAUAACAGAAACGAUGAAGUCCUUCAUCAAGUACUCCUCUAAUAGCGAUUAUCCUAUCGAAAAUCUUCCUUAUGGUAUAUUUUCUACUGUAGAUAAGCCGAAUAAAAGAAUAGGGGUGGCAAUCGGCGAAGAGAUAUUAGAUCUAAGUCAAAUAGCACAUCUUUUUGAUGGACCAUUAUUGAAAGACAAACAGGAUGUUUUUCUUAAAGAUUGUCUUAAUGAUUUCAUGGCUUUGGGAAGACCAGCAUGGCUCGAAGCAAGAACGAAAUUACAAUAUUUAUUGUCAAACACUACUUCAACUUUACAAGAAGAAAAACUUCGUAGCAAAAUCUUCGUUAAACAAGAAUCAGCUACGAUGCAUUUGCCAGCUAAAAUAGGCGAUUAUACUGAUUUUUAUUCGUCCAUACAUCAUGCCACAAACGUAGGUGCCAUGUUUCGUGACAAAAAUCACGCUUUGUUCCCUAAUUGGAAAUACCUUCCGGUUGGAUAUCACGGUAGAUCCAGCUCGGUCGUAAUAUCCGGUACACCAAUUAGAAGGCCACGUGGUCAAACACUUCCGGUCGAAGGAGCAGAUCCCGCGUUUGGUCCAUCAAAAUUGAUGGAUUUCGAAUUGGAAGUUGCAUUCUUCGUUGGAGGACCACCAAGUAAUUUAGGGGACGCAAUUACUGCUGAAAAUGCUUAUGAUUAUAUAUUUGGCAUGGUUUUGAUGAACGAUUGGAGCGCAAGGGAUAUACAAAAAUGGGAAUACGUUCCACUCGGUCCAUUUUGUUCGAAAAAUGUUGGGACAUCCAUUUCUCCAUGGAUAGUAACAAUGGAAGCUUUGGAACCAUUUAGAAUUGCCAAUAAUCAACAAGAUCCAAUUCCCUUUCCAUAUCUUCGUCACAAGGAUGCUUGCAAUUUCGACAUCAAAUUAGAAGUUGAUAUUAAAUCACCAAAUGGAACGGUUACAACCGUAUGUCAUAGUAAUUACAAAUACAUGUAUUGGUCUCCUCGUCAACAACUUGCACAUCAUACUGUAACUGGAUGUAAUAUUAAUCCUGGAGACUUAAUGGCAUCCGGUACCAUAAGUGGUGAAGUCUGUAUUAAAGACUGUUAUAACCUUGGAUUCAUUUGGAUCUAUGUUGGAGCUCUGUUGGAAGGGUACAAGAUUGAUUCAUUUGAAAGACGGCACUACCAGAAAAUUUCUUCAAGAUAACGACGAAGUAAUUUUACGCGGUUAUUGCAAUGGCGAUGGUUACCGUAUUGGUUUUGGAUCGUGUAAUGGAAAAUUGUUACCAGCUUACACGUUUCCAAUAAAUUAAAAAAAAAAAUAAAAAAAAAAAAAAAUAAGAAAG
Messenger RNA from Vespa crabro (European hornet), 1528 nucleotides. RefSeq names its product fumarylacetoacetase (gene Faa). Lineage: Eukaryota; Metazoa; Arthropoda; Insecta; Hymenoptera; Vespidae. Gene Ontology annotation, biological process: L-tyrosine catabolic process; L-phenylalanine catabolic process; homogentisate catabolic process. The coding region runs from base 208 to 1389 and encodes 393 amino acids. Gene Ontology annotation, molecular function: fumarylacetoacetase activity. The record is from RefSeq and is a predicted model, not a curated record. The transcript is spliced from 8 exons.